AUGAUUCCGGCAAGCAGCACAUGGAGCUUCGAGGGCGAAGUAUCUUUUCAUACUGGGGCUUAUCUCGACCUCGUUCCAGCAGAACCAAAGGCCAAGCAAGCGCACGACGACGAGAUGGAGGAAUGUGAUCGAGACUUUACAAAAGCACCCUACACCGCAUGUCUUGGACGAAUCGCAGAUACAGAUGCUGAUCCUGGGGACUCGGAAGAUGGUGGACUGACGGAACCCGGGGACGGCGCGAUGCCGACAUUGAACAGGAGCUCUAGUGGCAAGAGGGUAGGCGAUGCUGGUGUGAUGAAUGAUCCUGAUGCCCGUGGCAAGGGUUUUGCUGAUGGGUCGUUGCGCAUCACGAUUGACUAUGCCUUGAGAGUGCUGAGGCUUGAUGAAGUCACUGUGGAGAUGAGAGAGGCGAAUGUUGAGAUGCGCGUGUAUUGGUUAAUAAGAAGUUCCGAGCUGGGCCAACGAGAUCUGAGUCUCUCGACUUCGGGAGUGAGUACCCUUACCGAUUCAGAAGGGAGGAAUGGCUGGGGGGCAAAAUAG
This is a messenger RNA of Letharia lupina, 540 nucleotides long. RefSeq lists its product as uncharacterized. NCBI's taxonomy places the organism in Eukaryota, Fungi, Ascomycota, Lecanoromycetes, Lecanorales, Parmeliaceae. The record is from RefSeq and is a predicted model, not a curated record. The coding region runs from base 1 to 540 and encodes 179 amino acids. The transcript is spliced from 2 exons.